Colletotrichum acutatum is the source of this 578-nucleotide messenger RNA. RefSeq lists its product as uncharacterized. The coding region runs from base 224 to 514 and encodes 96 amino acids. The record is from RefSeq and is a predicted model, not a curated record. Lineage: Eukaryota; Fungi; Ascomycota; Sordariomycetes; Glomerellales; Glomerellaceae. The transcript is spliced from 2 exons.
CGACUUUCAACUCCUAGGUGUUUCUUAAAGUUUCCUUCAAUUUAAUUGAACUUCAAACAGUAAUAGUAUUCAAUGCCGCGUUUUCGUGCUGGAUCCCGAAUACUUAAGCCCACCCCAAACCGGUCUUUCAAUGCAUAUUUGACGUUGGGGUCACAUUUCGUUCAAGGCGAUUGAAGCAAACAACAUCGACUCAGUCGCUCGUCAUAACAAACCCUACUUCACCAUGCAUUUCAACACAGCAACCCUCCUGCUCGCCCUGUCUAGCGCAGUCGUGGCCGAAUAUAUCACCGUCUUCCACGCCAGCUGUUCACCGGCACCACCUGCCGCGUACAACGACAGCCUGCGCAACUGGAGGCAGAGAAUCUGUGAGACAGAGUUAAAGGGGAGCUACUACGACGAGGACGACCAGUGCCAGGUGGUGGAUCCCGUUACUGCGGACACCAAGAAGGUCUACCACCCAACCCUAGGCGCAGCAGGUCAGCCCAACAUUAAGACGAGAUGCACCUGGUCAUGAUGGAGUAUUAGUGAAAGCAACGUAGAAUCCGAAAGAUAGACUCUCAAUAAACUGCACCCUCAGC